Messenger RNA from Acanthochromis polyacanthus (spiny chromis), 1536 nucleotides. It is a transcript of the gene alkbh6, whose product is annotated as alkB homolog 6. The record is from RefSeq and is a predicted model, not a curated record. The coding region runs from base 374 to 1078 and encodes 234 amino acids. The transcript is spliced from 2 exons. Lineage: Eukaryota; Metazoa; Chordata; Actinopteri; Pomacentridae.
UUAUAAUCUAAGAAAAUGUAAGUCUUUAUUGGUAGCGGCCCUGUCCAAGUGGCGCUUCGAUAGUUAUUUAGUCUUCUUCCGUGUAGUAAGUCGUGCUGCCUUCAGGUUUGCCAAUAAAUGUCAUACUAAUAAUAAAAGCGCACAAUAACUCUGGAAUAGAGUACUGUGUUGUUGACAGAUUCCUCGGAGUUGCCUACACAUUUGCUGAAGCAGACGGUGUUGUGUAUAUAAAGCCAACAUAUACAUUUGGCAUUGCUGAAAUAAGACAAUACUAACGUGUGCUGUACGUCACGGUGUGGUUACUUUAAGGGUUUCAUGUAAAGACACAACACUAGUAAGCCGCAGCACCAUUACGUUCAAUUGAACGCGAAGCAUGGAACACCCUGCUUGCAUUUCGGUGGACUUGAAGCAGUUUGUCGUAAGUGAUGCCCCACCAACAGUGUAUUACAUCCCAGAUUUCAUAUCUGAAGAUGAGGAGUCCUACCUGCUACGACAGGUCUAUAACUCUCCUAAAACUAAAUGGACACAGUUGUCAGGUAGAAGGCUUCAGAAUUGGGGAGGGUUACCACAUCCCAAAGGCAUGCUGGCAGAGAAGAUCCCUGACUGGCUCCACGUGUACUGUGAGAAAAUUUCCUCUCUCGGUGCAUUCAGUGGGAAAACAGCCAAUCAUGUGUUGGUGAAUGAGUAUAAUCCAGGAGAAGGGAUUAUGCCCCAUGAGGACGGCCCGCUGUACCACCCUACUGUCACCACUAUAAGCCUGGGCUCUCACACGCUGCUCAACUUCUACUCGCCGAUCAGCAGCCUGGAGGACGAGACACCACAGACAGAGGAGAACCGCUAUCUGUUCUCCCUGCUGGUGAAGCCACGCAGUCUUCUUAUCCUGCAGGAUGAAAUGUACCAGCGACUCCUUCAUGGCAUUCAGGGAUGCGAGCAGGACACGCUGACGGACAAGGUGGUGAACCUGUCUGCUGCCGGGGCCAUGCCAGGGGACACGCUGACCCGAAGCACCAGAGUGUCACUGACCAUACGACAUGUGCCCAAAGUUAUGAAGACGAAGCUUAUGCUAGGAAGAAAAUGAACGCUGACACUGCAACACCUGAUAUACAUGAGAGUAACCUACAGACUAAUGACGCGUCCAUGCUGAAUCAGUUUACUAAAUAUCUGUGGAUGACAAUGCAUCUGGGAUUGUAACUAGAAAUCAUUUCAAUUGUGGAUAUAUUGCUUUAAUAUUUUAAGGGUUACUAAGACCAAUAUAGAAUAUAUCUAUGUAAUAAAUACCAACACUAGUCCACAAAUAAUUACCAGAGCUCAGAAUGGCUCCUUUAAACGUCUUACUCUGAUCAUCAGCCAAGAAAGAUUUAUUUUGAUUUUAGUUUGCAUCUGUGAAGCUGUAAUCACACAAAGGACAAACAUUUAUUUUGUACAUAUCAGUUGUAAUUAUUAUUCAAGUUUAAGAACUGAAAUAAGAUUUUUGUUGACUUCAUACAUUGUUGUUUUGCUAAUACAUACAUGAAAUAAAUCUGACGCUGUAAUUUA